UUUUCAGUUCCUUCCACAUUAGUCCUUCUUCAGUCCGAGGAAGCCGGUCUUCUCUUUGGUUUUUGUCAACCUUGGCAACCUCAUCCAUGUCAUUCAGGUAUAUAUUCCCAACCCUCACCAUUACUCAUUCCCCCCCUCCUCAUUCCUUCCCCUUCUUUCCUCAAUAAUAUAUCUGCAAAGCUACUUUUCUUUCUUUAUCUUUCUCUCUCCCUUCAUCCAUCUCCUCCCUCCAACAAGAACUAUAGCAAGAAGGCACUUAUUUUUGAUGGAGAGGGGAGAUAGUUGUGAUACAGACCUUUCUCUUGGCCUGGGCUUGCCGACUAUUAUCCGCCAACAGCAACUGAACCCCCCGCCACCGCCGCUAGAGCCAUCCCUGACUCUUAGCCUCUCCGAAGAAAUCUAUGGCUCGACGACAACGCCGAAGGAGGCCAGACUAUCUUCUCCCCAUAGCACAAUCUCUUCUUUCUCAACCUCUAAUAUCAAGAAGGAGAAACUUGAUGUUGGUGGUGAGGAGACAGAGGUUGAGAGAGGCUCUUCUUCACGAGCAAGGGAAAGGGAAAGGGAAAGGGAAAGGGAAGAGGAAGAUGAAGCUUCAGCCGCCGCCAGAAAGAAGCUGAGGCUCACCAAGGAACAGUCUGCCCUUUUAGAGGACAGGUUCAAGGAGCAUAGUACUCUUAAUCCUAAACAGAAGCAAACGUUGGCCAAGCAACUGAAUCUAAGAGCAAGGCAGAUUGAAGUUUGGUUCCAGAACAGAAGAGCAAGGACCAAAUUAAAGCAGACAGAGGUGGACUGCGAGUUCCUGAGAAGGUGUUGUGAAACCCUAACUGAAGAGAACAGAAGGCUACUGAAGGAGCUUCAGGAGCUAAAGGCUAUCAAGUUCUCAACCCCUCCACCACCUCUCUUCAUGCAGCUUCCGGCCGCCACUCUCAUGGUUUGCCCGUCAUGCGAGAGGGUCACCGGAGCCGGUGUUGGAGUGGCCAACAAAGCCGCAGAUGGCAACGACAUCAGCAGGGGCACAUUCAUGACGUCGCAGCAACAUUUGUUCAAUCCUUUUGCUCACUCUACUACUUGUUAGCUUUAAUCGACAUGAACUGAAGAUACAGACAACCCACCAGUGUGUUUGUUGAUGGUGUUUAUAGCUACUAAGUAUUUGGAGAUGAAUUAUUAGCUUAGAAGAAGGAAAUCAAGGCAAGGCAAAUAUGAUAGCCUUGCACUUCUGUUGUAUGAAUUGAGGAACAGUAUUUAGUGUUAGUUUUUCCAGCUUAUAAGUCCUAGUCAGGAUCUGUUAUGUAUUAAUCAAUUCGAUCUGUACCGUGUAAGAAAACUUGUAGCUCUCAAUCAUUACUUACGCAGAUGGUUGCUUGUAACUAAUGUACAGAAAACAAGAACAAUAUUGCUGCUUAGUUGUUGUUGAUACAGUGACAGUUGAUUAAAUUCUCCUUAUGAACUGAACAAA
This is a messenger RNA of Phalaenopsis equestris, 1456 nucleotides long. Its product is annotated as homeobox-leucine zipper protein HOX19-like. The record is from RefSeq and is a predicted model, not a curated record. Gene Ontology annotation, biological process: regulation of DNA-templated transcription. The coding region runs from base 266 to 1075 and encodes 269 amino acids. Lineage: Eukaryota; Viridiplantae; Streptophyta; Magnoliopsida; Asparagales; Orchidaceae. The transcript has 3 exons. Gene Ontology annotation, molecular function: DNA-binding transcription factor activity, RNA polymerase II-specific; sequence-specific DNA binding.